Oreochromis aureus is the source of this 1651-nucleotide messenger RNA. RefSeq lists its product as uncharacterized. The record is from RefSeq and is a predicted model, not a curated record. Bases 163 to 906 code for a protein of 247 amino acids. NCBI's taxonomy places the organism in Eukaryota, Metazoa, Chordata, Actinopteri, Cichliformes, Cichlidae. The transcript is spliced from 7 exons.
AUUUGACUUUCAUUUUAAUGUCAUAUCUUCUUUCUCUAGAUUAGCAGGCACCUGUGACCUGUUUUAUUCCCUUUAUUCCAACAACUUCCACAUCCUAGAAUUAUUUGUGGGAUUUGCACCAGAAUGGUGGAUUAUUUCCCAGCUCUUUUUUAUUAAUUCAGGAUGAUGUUACCGUCACGCUCUUUGGGUUUUAUGAUUCUGGUGGUGGCUUUGAAGACGCUGGGUGGUAACUCAGAGAAAGAAGGCAUCUACAAGAAAGUGGGUGACAAAGUCGUCCUCACACCAGGCUCUGCGCCUGCUUCCAUCACCAGGAUCAAGUGGACACAUGAUCAGGACAUUGCUCUGGAGUGGACCAGACGGGAACCUUACACCUCCUGGCACUUCCGAGAUGGCUGUGAGGUGGAUACCUCCACUGGGGUCCUGAGGAUCUCAAACCUGGCUCUAAACGACAGCGGCAGCUACACGGCGGAGAUUAAUGAUGAAGUCAUGAGCACAACAGAAAUCAUUGUUAUCACCACUGUCCCUAAUCCCACUGUGUCCACAUGGUGCAACCCUGAGAUGACCUACUGUAUUCUCACUUGUGAACCCAACGUCACAGACGACGCCAAACCGAUCACCUAUUACUGGGUGACUGGUGAUAUGGUGAAACAGUCUCCAACCAAUCAGUUCAACAUCACACAGGAAAACAGAGAGCGUUUGAUAAGCUGUCAGCUGGAAAACCCAGUCAGCCAUGAAUACAGUGAAAAAAUCCUGAAUCCACUCUUAAUCAGGAAUCGGGCUUUACUGAGCUUACCAUUUGUAGGGAUUGUGGUGUUCCUGUUUGGGCUUAUUUGUUGCAAAUGCUGUUGUUGUACCCGCAGGACCCGAAGUCACCGCCGCUCCACCACCACCAACACUGUGAGAUAGAGCAGUGCUGGAUCAAACUGUGAUGAUGAGGAUGAAGAAGAGUUGGUGUUGCAUAAACCACCGGAGAAAAGCCUUAACUGAUCCUGGAAACACAGGAAGAGAAUAAUACGGAGGGGUCAGAGGACCAAAAACAAGAACACCCUCAAAAUAUAUGUAUAUAAUUUAUAUGAAAUAAAUAAUAAAUAUAAGAAUAUAUAGUCAGAAAUAUGUACAGAUUAAAGUCACAAAUUUGUACAUUGGGAAAAAUCACAGUUUUAAUAUGACUUUAUACAUUUAUUGAGCUUCGUUAACAUAGUAACGUCUUGCUUCUUGGUUUCUAAUGUUGUGUUGCUAUUAAUCCGUCUGGGUGCAGUCAGGACUCAACAGCUUACAGGGGCGAAUGCAAACUUGAGAGGUUUAUUCUUCAUGAGUGAGCUGUGUUUGGAGGUGUAAAAAGGGAGAAACCAUAAAAUCCAUAAAAAAAACAGCAUUUCAAUACUUUAUACCUUUAUAAACACUAUAAACAUUACAAGUCAUGUGAUGUUUAUAGUUGAGCUUUUGUUGGGCUAACAGCACAUACUUGGAUAAAAACAUGUUUGCAUUUCAGUCGGACGUUGUAAAUCCAGCAGCAGAAAAUAUCAACUCUAAGAAAACAUUUUUUUUUUUUUUAUUACACCCAAAAGGUAGAACACCUUCACAUGUAGAGGUUUUGUAAUGAACAACUUUAAUAGCCUACAUUUUUAUAAUUCAAAUGAUUUCUCUAACC